AUGGAUAGGCUUCAAUUAGUCGCACAUCUUUUAGAUGUUUCGUUAUCCAUCUCUACUCCUUUAGGGGAGGUAUCCCUAUUAGAGAGUGUCUAUAGGAGAUGUGCCAUCGGUCUAGAUGAGUCCGAGUUUAUCAUCGAUUUGAUCAUUUUGCGGAUGUUGGAGUUCGACGUUAUUCUUGAUAUGGCUUGGCUAUCAUCCUAUCAUGUCAGUAUCGACUAUUUUGCUAAAACAGUCAGCUUGCGGGCGUCCGAUAGGUCUAAGUUGAUCGUAGCGACCUCACAAGGCUACCAGAUUACGGAGUUAUUUCUGGCGUACGUCGAGGAGGUGAUGCUGAGGGACCGAAGUGCUGAUUUAUUUUUGGGCCAUGUCAUCAGAAGAGAGGGCAUUGUAGUGGAUCCUGCGAAAGUAGAGGCAGUACUUGAUUGGGAGCCGUCAAAAACCAUUUCAGAGAUUCGUAGCUUUUUGGAUUUGGCAGGCUACUACAGGAAGUUCAUUCAGGACUUCUCAAAGAUUGUGACGCCACUUACACUCCUUACGAAGAAGGAUGUACCAUUUGUUUAG
Asparagus officinalis (garden asparagus) is the source of this 561-nucleotide messenger RNA. RefSeq lists its product as uncharacterized. The record is from RefSeq and is a predicted model, not a curated record. NCBI's taxonomy places the organism in Eukaryota, Viridiplantae, Streptophyta, Magnoliopsida, Asparagales, Asparagaceae. The transcript is spliced from 2 exons. Bases 1 to 561 code for a protein of 186 amino acids.